AUGGAUCGAUCAAAGUAUUUGGCGGAAAGCCAGCUGAAGAAGACGGCUUUUCUGGCAGUUGUGAGUCAUAUGUUGAGUGAAAUGGAUUAUUGCAAGACAAAAUCGAAAAAUAUGUGGCUUGACAUGGUUUCCCUGGGCCUUUCAAUGCCCGAUGCAACAAACAAACAACGUGCUAGGAGAUCGUGGAGUUUUGGGCAAUGGCUAGAUCAACAGGCUGCAGCCCAAUAUGCUGGCUACGAUGUGAAGGGGGAGGAACCGAGUUGUUGUGGAUGUCAACAAGGCUUGUCAGGGCCACCGGGGCCUGCUGGGGAUGAUGGAAAUGAUGGGGCUGAUGGCAAACCGGGAGAUGACGGGCCUUCCGGAAAGGAUGGAAUUGUGCAACCAGCAUUGGGACCAGUGGCGGAACCAUGCAUAAUUUGCAUUGCAGGUCCCGCUGGUCCACCCGGCACUGCAGGACCUAAGGGUCCGCCAGGGCCAAGAGGGUCGCCAGGAAAUUCGGGAAUCGACGGGAAGAAGGGCGAAAACGGACUACCGGGUGCCCAUGGAGUGGCAGGCAGACCGGGAAGGAUGGGAGCAAAGGGGCCAAAGGGAGAUGAUGGUCGGGUUAUUAUCAUUCCUGGUCCGGUUGGGCCACCGGGGGCACCGGGUCCUAAGGGACUGACAGGCCCUAGAGGAUCGAAGGGCGAAGAUGGAAAGCCAGGACCUCAAGGACCGGCUGGGCAACCAGGAGAUGCGGGCCCCCGAGGUAGCGCCGGAAAAGAUGGUACCGUUGGAGAACGAGGGCCACCUGGUUCUCCUGGCCCACGCGGCUCAUGCGAUCAUUGCCCAUCACCCCGACUUCCGCCCGGAUAC
Mesorhabditis spiculigera is the source of this 852-nucleotide messenger RNA. NCBI's taxonomy places the organism in Eukaryota, Metazoa, Nematoda, Chromadorea, Rhabditida, Rhabditidae. The record is from the annotation of a GenBank genome assembly.